This is a messenger RNA of Corylus avellana, 1915 nucleotides long. RefSeq names its product copper ion binding / methyltransferase. Gene Ontology annotation, cellular component: mitochondrial small ribosomal subunit. Gene Ontology annotation, biological process: translation. The record is from RefSeq and is a predicted model, not a curated record. Gene Ontology annotation, molecular function: methyltransferase activity; structural constituent of ribosome. NCBI's taxonomy places the organism in Eukaryota, Viridiplantae, Streptophyta, Magnoliopsida, Fagales, Betulaceae.
CAUUUCCCAGCCCAAAGCCCCUAGAAGGCUAAAACCCUAAACUCUUCCCCCAACAAAAUCACCCAGAAGAAGAAACCAGCUCUCUUCCUCACAGAAUCUCAAAAAUGGCGAGCCUUAUAACCGAAACCUCCCAGAAAAUCUUCACCCCGGAGACCCUCCGCUCCGCCGCCAAACAGUCCCAACGCUGUCUCACCGUCCCCAUACGCCUCCGCCGCGCCAUCAAGAAGUACCUCCGAGAGCAGGAGGAGCCGCACGUGAAGAGGAAGGUGCUGAGGCUAUCGGAGACGCUAAGCGCUAUCAAGGACGUGAACGCGCAACUCGCGACUACGACGUCGAGGGAGCUGGUGGAGGACCCUUUGAAGUCGGCGGAGCAGUCGAGGCAGCGAUGGAAGAUCAGGAGCUCCUACGGCGACAUUGGGUUCAAGUACACGGGCGACGAGACCAUCGCCUAUGUAGCUUCUAGAAUGCCCGCCGUGUUCUCCGCUUGUUACCGAGUUCUCAAGGAGGUUCAUAGAAGGCUACCGGGUUUCUCUCCAGCUCGAGUGUUGGAUUUCGGUGCUGGCACGGGUUCAGCUUUCUGGGCACUACGAGAAGUCUGGCCACAAUCUAUGGAGAAAGUUAAUUUAGUAGAGCCAUCCCAGUCAAUGCAGCGUGCUGGCCGGAGCCUUAUACAAGGUCUGAAGAACCUGCCACUUAUUCAUAGUUAUGAUAGCAUUCAAGCACUUAAUAAAAGCAUCAAUAAGUCAGAGAGAGGACAUGACCUUGUAAUUGCUUCUUAUGUCCUUGGGGAGAUACCAUCACUGAAGGACAGAAUUACUAUAGUACGCCAGCUUUGGGAUCUUACACGGGAUGUUCUGGUUUUGGUUGAACCUGGAACACCGCAUGGAUCUAAUAUCAUAUCUCAGAUGCGAUCUCAUAUAUUAUGGACGGAGAAAAGGAAAUGCCGUAAAUCUAAAGCUGCAAAUAAUACAGUUUCAAAGGACUUGGUAGUGGCUCAAAAAAGUGGUGCAUUCAUAGUUGCUCCUUGUCCUCAUGAUGGGCCAUGUCCGUUGUUAAAAACUAGCAAAUACUGUCAUUUUGUCCAGCGCUUGGAGAGGACAUCAUCACAACGUGCAUACAAGCGUUCGAAGGGCGAGCCCCCUUUACGUGGCUUUGAGGAUGAGAAAUUUAGUUUUGUUGUUAUCAGACGGGGACAAAGACCAAGGGAAGCUUGGCCUCGUGAUGGCAUGAAAUUUGAGACAUUGAAGGAGCAGCAUGCAAAAAGAAAUCCAGAAGAUCUUGAAAUUGACUAUGAGGACCUGAUGAAGUUACAACAAGAAGCUGAUGAUAUUCCAUAUGAAGAAGUGGAUCCAGCUACCUAUGAUUCUGAUGUAAUGGAAACUGAUGCUGUUGACAAGUAUGAUGAUGAUGAUGAUGAUGAAGAAGAAGAAGAAGAAGAAGAAGAAGAAGAAACAACCUCUGCUGAUCUUGGGGGUGGUUGGGGCAGGAUUAUCUUUCCAGCCGUUCGACGGGGCAGGCAGGUUACUAUGGAUGUCUGUCGAUCAACCGAACGAGAUGGCUCAGAGGGUUCAUUUGAGCAUAUAGUCGUCACACGCAGCAAGAAUCCUACAUUACAUCAUCAAGCCAGAAGAUCUCUCUGGGGUGACCUGUGGCCCUUUUGAAGUUAUGAAGUGCUUUUGGCCCUGUAAUCCCCAACAAAUUUCAUAAAAUUUUAUUUCAUUUUUUUGUAUAUGGUCUUUAGAAGGAAAAAAGAAAAUGUAAUUGAGGAAAUUGUUAAAUCAGAUGGAUCAAACGAAAGGCAUACGUCUUACAAUUGUUCAUUGUGCAAUUGAAUUGAGUUCUAAUGAAGACACUGAAGUCAAACUUACCACCAGAAGUCACUUCCAACUUAAGAAACAAGAAAUUUUUGUUUUUA